Messenger RNA from Dentiscutata heterogama, 417 nucleotides. Lineage: Eukaryota; Fungi; Glomeromycota; Glomeromycetes; Diversisporales; Gigasporaceae. The record is from the annotation of a GenBank genome assembly.
AUGAACCCAUCUGAAGACUUAAUUAAAAAUAGUUUUAAUGAAGAGCAUAUUGAAUUUUACGAAUAUUCUUGCUUCAAAGAUGUUAAGCUAAUUGGAGAGGGAGGAUAUGGAAAAGUGUACAGUGCCACUCUCAAAAAUAACGAUAUUACAGUCGCAAUAAAAUCAUUUAAAAAUAAUGUAGCCAUUAGAGAAGUCGUUAAAGAGCUUAAAUUACAUAGUAGAGUAGAUAUGCAUUCUAAUAUCAUACGUUUACAUGGUGUUACUAAAAAUGAAGAUAAAACAAGUCCGAACUCUAUACAUUACAUGCUUGUUCUUGAGUAUGCAGAUAGCGGAACUUUAAGAUCGUAUUUAAAAAAUAAUUUUAAACAUCUUUCUUGGAAUGAUAAAAUUAAUUUUGCAUUACAAAUUGUCAGUGCA